Symbiodinium sp. CCMP2456 is the source of this 966-nucleotide messenger RNA. Lineage: Eukaryota; Dinophyceae; Suessiales; Symbiodiniaceae. The record is from the annotation of a GenBank genome assembly.
AUGCAGCAUCCAUCCUGGAGACGAUGGCUUCGUCGUGGUGGGCUGAUACACUGCCCUUGUGCGAAUCUUUCUCGCUUCACCUUCGGAGCUGCUUUGACGGAAUCGACUCCACCGGCUUGGUGGCUGAAGGGCCGGCCCCGGAACGUCUUUCAGAGUAAGGCUGAGGUAGAGCUCCUCUCCCAGCUGGCCGUGCUGCUCAUGCCGGAUGAGCCCAUUGCCGAGGCUUUCCGCGACUUUCCGGUUCAGAGGUGCCAAGAGUGGGGUUCCAGCAGAUUGUGCCCAGAUCUCGCGGCGCACGGUGUGCUGAAAACACCUGGUGCGGCUCUGUUCAUCGAGUACGAUGGCUAUUAUCGUCACAUGGAGCCAUUGGGCCUGACCAGGGACGUGCGCAAAACAAGUGCGCUGCUGAAGUUCGCCCCUGUGGGAUCUAUCGUACUACGCAUCGCGCACAAGGAGCGGCAGUGGAAGGACAACUCCGUGCAAGUAUUGGUGGACGGUUGGCAGUCCGAGCACGUGCCCUCGCUUCGCAAAACGGUGAGGCAAGUUGUAGCUUCUUUGCUGCAGUCUUGUCGCGCCGAGCUGGUGCCCGGGCUUGUUUCACGGCUGGAGGCACGUGCCCCGCCGCAAAUCGACAGGCAUGCAAAAACCUUUGCAGUGGACGCAGAGUUGGUGGGCAAUGCGUCUAGCAGCAGCAAAAGGCUAGCAGUUCAAGAGUUUCUUCAGACUGAGAUGCAACUGACAACAGUCCAGGUCGCCAAGUCGAUUGCUAGGUUUCCUUCAGUGCUUGGCUGCAGCAUUGAGGCGAAUCUAAAGCCGAAGGUCCAAUGGAUCAAGGGGCUAGGCUUGAGCCAGUCGCAGGUUGUCAAGGUGAUCGCGAGAUUUCCUGCACUGCUUGGUUACAGCAUUGAGGCAAACCUGAAGCCAACCGUGGACUGGAUCAAGGGGUUGGGCCUGAGCCAGUCGCAG